This is a messenger RNA of Triplophysa rosa, 1907 nucleotides long. RefSeq names its product general transcription factor II-I repeat domain-containing protein 2-like. Lineage: Eukaryota; Metazoa; Chordata; Actinopteri; Cypriniformes; Nemacheilidae. Bases 1 to 1800 code for a protein of 599 amino acids. The record is from RefSeq and is a predicted model, not a curated record. The transcript has a single exon.
AUGGCUAAAAAAAGAAAAAUUGACAGCGAAUAUCGACAAUUCCAACAAAGAUGGGAAACAGAUUAUUUAUUCUGUGAGUACAAGGACAAGCCAAUGUGCCUCAUAUGUCAAGAGUCACUAGCAGUUUUUAAAGAAUAUAAUCUUAGGAGGCAUUUCGAAACGAAGCAUGACCAAUAUGGAUGCAUGGACAUGGAUAUGCGGCAGCGAAAAGUCAAAGAACUGAAACACAAACUUCAGCAACAACAAAACAUGUUCACUCGCAUGAACAGUCAUAGUGAGGGAGCUGUGAAGGCAAGCUUCAUAAUUGCAGAGGAAAUAGCAAGAGCAUGCAAGCCGUUUACAGAGGGAGAAUUUAUUAAAAACUGUAUGGAUAAGGUAUGUGGUGUUGUUUGCCCGGACAAAAAACAAGCCUUUGCUAACAUCAGCCUUUCUCGAAACACUGUGGCUAGUCGAGUGGAUGAGCUGGCCUCUGACAUACAGGCCCAGUUAAAAGAUAAAGCUAAAAACUUUGUUGCAUAUUCACUGGCCGUAGAUGAGAGUGCAGACAAAACGGACACUGCCCAGCUCUCUAUAUACAUUCGAGGGAUAGAUGCACAGUUUUCCGUCACUGAGGAACUUUUGGAUAUAAGAGCGAUGCACGGGACAACAUCUGGACAGGACAUUUUCUCACGAGUGGAACAGUGUGUCAGUGAAGCAGAAUUGCAGUGGAAUAAACUUGUUGGUCUUACAACGGACGGUGCACCUGCGAUGUGCGGUGAGUUCCGUGGCUUGGUCGGUUUGGUUAGAGAAAAGCUGGGGCACACAGGUGAAAACCUGACAGCCUACCACUGCAUCAUUCACCAGGAGGCAUUAUGUGGAAAGGUGCUGGAUAAGGGACAUAUAAUGACAGUUGUAAACAAAACAGUAAACUUUAUUCGUUCACGGGGUUUGAAUCACCGGCAAUUCAGGGCACUUUUAGAGGAGGAACAUUGCGUGCAUGAGGAUGUGCCAUACCACACAGAAGUGCGCUGGUUAAGUCGGGGUAAAGUGUUGCGACGAUUUUUUGAUACUCGCACUGAGAUCGCGCGAUUCAUGGAAAGCAAAAAUAAGUCCAUCCCCGAGCUCGAGAAUGAAAAAUGGCUGAGCGACUUGGCAUUUAUGUGUGAUAUAACGGAGCACCUCAACAAUCUAAAUGUAAAACUCCAGGGUCGAAAGCAGCUAAUCACUGAAAUGCGAGACUCGGUAAAUGCGUUUCAAAUGAAACUGCGCCUGUGGGAGGGCCAGAUGCGCCAAGCGAACCUGUCUCAUUUUCCCGUUUGCCAGUCAGUCAGUGACACGGUCACCAUCACAUUCCCGACUGAACUGUAUGCCGACAAACUGAACACACUGAAAGCGGAAUUCAGCAGGAGAUUUGCUGAUUUUGAAUCACAGAAGUUCAACUUCGACCUGUUUGCAAAUCCAUUUGUAGUUGAUGUUGACACUGCACCCGAGCACUUGCAAAUGGAACUAAUUGAAUUGCAAUGUAAUACUCAUCUAAAAGCCCAAUACCAGUCAGUUGGGGCAGCUGAAUUUGCACCUCUACUCCCUGAAUCGAUGCCACACCUUCGCCUUCACGCUGCACGCAUCAUGUCUAUGUUCGGAAGCACCUACUCCUGCGAGCAGAUGUUCUCCAUAAUGAAGCUGACUAAAACAUCCCACAGAUCCCGCCUCACAGACGAGCAUCUGGUCUCUGUAUUAAAGGUAGCCAUGGCAAGGGACAUUAACCCUAGAAUAGACAAGAUCAUUUCUAAGAAAAGGUGCAGAGUGUCUGGUAAGAGUUAAAAAGUGGCAUGUCUAAUUUGUUUAGAUUUGACAUAAGUCCAUGAAUGUGUCCUUUCAAGUUCAAGUUGAAAGCCAGAUAAUGCAAUAUCAGACAACUUGUUGACUGU